ACAUUCUCAAGCGAAGGGCCGAGCCUAAAUCUAAAUGUGGAGAUAAUUUCCAAGUUGCAGUCGUUUGAUUGAUGCUGUCGGCGCCACUUGGUCGCCUGGUCCUAUAAAUACAAACCUUGUGGUCGUCUGCUCCCACAGUAUUAGUACCUGCCUUGUCAGGUUGGAAGGAGUACACCAUUAAUGGCAGCUGCCGUGUUCCUUCUCCUUGCUUCUAUAGCUCUCUUCCUCUCGUGGGUGGUGGUGAAGACAGCAUACUCGUUGUGGUGGAAGCCCAGGCAGUACGCAGAGACCUUCAAGAGGCAAGGAAUCCAUGGCUACCCUUACAAGUUCUUCAUUGGCAACUCGAGGGAAGCGGCGAUCAUGCAAGAGAAAGCAUUGGCCAAGCCCAUGGCCUUCUCUCAUGAGUUACCCACACGAAUCUGGCCCUUCUUUAAGGAAGCUGUUGAUAAAUACGGUAGAAUUUCUCUCUCUUGGUUUGGGAAGACACCGCAGCUAAUCCUCAUGGAUGCGGAGAUGGUAAAAGAAGUCCUCUCCAACAAGUUUGGGCACUUCUCCAAGCCCCCUCAGUUGGCCCAGGGGAAGAUGCUGGUCAGUGGCCUCGCCAGCUUGGAAGGUGAACAAUGGGCAGUCCAGAGAAGGCGCCUCAAUCCAGUUUUCCAUUUGGAAAAGCUGAAGGGGAUGCUGCCAUCAUUCUCCACUUGUUGCAAUGAGCUGGUUCAAAGGUGGGAAAAAUCAAUUGGUUCCCAAGGAUUGUGUGAGUUAGAUGUAUGGAAGGAGUUUCAAAACCUUACUGGAGAUGUCAUCUCUAGGACUGCCUUUGGCAGUAACUAUGAAGAAGGCAGGCAGAUAUUCCAAAUGCAGAAGGAACAGACGGUGCUAGUGAUUAGAGCCUUGAGAAAAAAUUAUAUCCCUGGAUUAAGGUUUUUGCCCACAAAGGAGAACAAGAGGCAGAAGGAGCUGAACAGAAAGAUUAUAUCACUGCUUAAGAACAUAAUAGAGAAGAGGGAGAAGGAAAUGCAGUUGGGCAUUGCCAAAAAUGAUGAUCUGUUGGGUAUAUUAUUGGAAUCAAACAAGAACCACCUUGACCAUGGAGACAAGGGAAUGACAAGAGAGGAAGUCCUGGAGGAGUUCCAACUUUUUUACCUUGCUGGGCAGGAGACAACUUCAGUGUUGCUAACAUGGACCAUGGUUAUGCUCUCUAUGUACCCAAGCUGGCAGACGCGUGCAAGGGAAGAGGUUCUUCAAGUGUGCGGAAAGAACGUUCCUUCAUUUGACAGCUUAAGCCACCUGAAGACUGUCACUAUGGUUCUAAAUGAAGUUUUAAGAUUAUAUCCGCCUGCAAAUGCUAUGGUUAGACAAACUUACAAAACUGUAAAAUUGGGAGAUCUCACCCUCCCAGAAGGAGUUCGCCUAAUUUUGCCACUGCUCCUGAUCCACCACGAUCACAAGCUUUGGGGUGACGAUGCUGAGGAAUUCAAACCAGAGAGAUUCUCAGAAGGAAUUGCAAAUGCAUCUAAGAAUCAGUGGGCAUUCUUUCCGUUUAGUUGGGGUCCUCGGAUCUGCAUUGGCCAGACAUUUGCACUAAUUGAGGCUAAGAUGGCACUUGCCAUGAUUCUGCAACGCUUCUCCUUCGAACUGUCACCAAACUAUGCUCAUGCUCCGCAUCAGUUCAUAACCCUUCAACCUCAGUAUGGAGCUCAAAUCGUCCUGCAUUUUGUCUGAGUAGCACCACUGUGUUCGUUUCUUCCACACUUAUGCCUGACUGAGUUCCCAACCCUUGGUUUCUACUCAAUGUAGUACCGCGUAUUGCACGCAUUGUUGUCUACUGUACAAGUCACAUUUAAUAAAGAAACCAUUAGAUA
Messenger RNA from Nymphaea colorata (pocket water lily), 1862 nucleotides. RefSeq names its product cytochrome P450 72A397-like. Gene Ontology annotation, molecular function: iron ion binding; oxidoreductase activity, acting on paired donors, with incorporation or reduction of molecular oxygen; heme binding. The coding region runs from base 181 to 1722 and encodes 513 amino acids. NCBI's taxonomy places the organism in Eukaryota, Viridiplantae, Streptophyta, Magnoliopsida, Nymphaeales, Nymphaeaceae. The record is from RefSeq and is a predicted model, not a curated record. The transcript has 5 exons.